Messenger RNA from Trypanosoma theileri, 1695 nucleotides. Its product is annotated as katanin. The record is from RefSeq and is a predicted model, not a curated record. Gene Ontology annotation, biological process: microtubule severing. The transcript has a single exon. Bases 1 to 1695 code for a protein of 564 amino acids. Gene Ontology annotation, molecular function: microtubule binding; ATP hydrolysis activity; microtubule severing ATPase activity. Gene Ontology annotation, cellular component: microtubule cytoskeleton. NCBI's taxonomy places the organism in Eukaryota, Euglenozoa, Kinetoplastea, Trypanosomatida, Trypanosomatidae.
AUGUGUGAUUUAUUCACAAUCGUCUCCAGUAGCGAAAAGUCCCUUCGCCUGGCCCGCCGUUACGCCCUGGAGUCCAACUACGAUGUUGCCGUCGCCUUCUACACAGGCAUUGACAAAGAUCUCACCAACUGCAUGCAGUGCCGUAGUGACGGCAGCCAGUCUGGCAAGAACGGCAGCGGGGAUCUCAGCGACGUGGCCCUCUUGCGCGAGAAGGUCGCGGAGGAGUGUGUGCUCGUGCGGGCCAUUCAGGCGGAACUGAAGGCCCUAAUAAAUCCCAGCAGCGCCGUCCAACUCGACCGCCCCCCGCAGGAGUCAAACGCCGAAACGACAACAGCGCCCAGUCGCGCCGCCACCACCCGCCCGCUGCGGCGCACAACCGUCACGAACACAAACGGCGCGAAUCCCGUCGCGGCCGCCCGCCCGGCGGUGAUGUCCGUCCCGCCGCCGAUGAGCACCGCCGCCCGCAACGAGGCGCUUUACGGCGAUCCCGAUCGAUUUGGGCCGCCGCGACUAAAAACGCCGCUGCGGAACUCAUCGCCGCUCGCCCGUCGCCGGCCCGUUGGCGGUUCACUGCGCGCCGCAUCGCCCCCUCGCAGCACCCGGCCAAAGGCGGCACUCCCACUGCAAACACAAUCGCAACAAACACUACGGGCUGGGAGAACCCCAGCGGCGAGUAGUAGUGCUGCUGUGAGCAGUACGAACAAUAAUACAACGAGUAGACCUAGACGUCAAGGGGCACGGGCGACGCUUCCUCGAUUUGUGGCCCGUCCGGGAGAAGAGGAAUUGGUUUCUCUCAUUGAGGCAGACAUGCAUGUGGGGCCACUCGCCGUAUCCUGGGAUGAUGUGGCCGGUCUCUCAGCAGCAAAAGGGCUGCUGGAGGAGGCGGUGGUGUAUCCUGUGUUGAUGCCAGAUUACUACACUGGCAUUCGGCGGCCGUGGAAGGGUGUUCUCCUUUACGGCCCACCGGGAACAGGAAAGACAAUGCUCGCAAAGGCCGUAGCGUCAGAGUGCAAUACCACAUUCUUUAAUAUCUCUCCAGCCACACUUACAAGUAAAUGGAGAGGAGAUAGUGAGAAACUUAUUCGGGUAUUGUUUGAAAUGGCCCGUUACUACGCUCCUAGUACGAUAUUUAUUGAUGAAAUAGAUUCUCUCUGUGGUCAGCGAGGUGAUGGGGGUGAACAUGAGGCUUCACGACGUGCAAAAGGAACACUUUUGGCCCAAAUGGAUGGAGUUGGUGUAGAUCCUGGUAAAAUUGUGAUGGUGCUUGGAGCAACCAAUCACCCAUGGUCUAUUGAUGAAGCUAUGCGUCGUCGUUUAGAGAAACGUAUUUAUAUCCCUCUUCCAGACUUUAAUGAUCGUCUAGAACUCUUUCGCAUCAAUACCAAAACACUAAAAUUAUCUCCUGAUGUGGAUUUUACAAAAUUAUCUAAAAUCCUUGAAGGACGUUAUUACAGUUGUGCGGAUAUAACGAAUCUGGUCCGUGAUGCUGCCAUGAUGACGAUGCGGCGAUUUAUGGAAGAAACCGAUAAAACAGAACUCAAAAGACGUGCAGCGGAGAUUGGGAAAUUAGUGGCGGAACAGCCAACCACCAUGAAAGACUUUCUUGAUGCAGUGAAGAAUGUACCUAGUAGUAUUAACGUAGAUCAGAUUACAAGGUUUGAAAAGUGGAAGAAAGAAUUCGAAACGAAUUUAUAG